Neoarius graeffei (lesser salmon catfish) is the source of this 1533-nucleotide messenger RNA. Its product is annotated as retinol dehydrogenase 8. Gene Ontology annotation, biological process: estrogen biosynthetic process. The record is from RefSeq and is a predicted model, not a curated record. The coding region runs from base 1 to 933 and encodes 310 amino acids. The transcript has 6 exons. Gene Ontology annotation, cellular component: cytoplasm. Gene Ontology annotation, molecular function: estradiol 17-beta-dehydrogenase [NAD(P)+] activity. NCBI's taxonomy places the organism in Eukaryota, Metazoa, Chordata, Actinopteri, Siluriformes, Ariidae.
AUGGGAACUCGAAGAGUUUUGGUAACAGGAUGUUCCUCUGGGAUUGGACUGGCUGUGGCUGCACGUCUCGCCAAGGAUGAACUGAAAAGGUUUAAAGUCGUGGCUACAAUGAGGGAUGUGGAGAAGAGAGCAGCACUGGAGACGGCAGCAGGAGAGGUACCAGGCGGGUCGCUGGAGAUCCAUCAGUUGGAUGUCUGCUGUGAGGACUCCAUCCGAGAGUGCGUGAACAGCCUGCCUGACAGACGCCUGGAUAUAUUGGUGAGUAAUGCCGGCAUGGGGAUGAUCGGGCCGCUCGAGUGCCAGAGCGUAAAGGACAUGCAGGACGUCUUUAACACUAAUUUCUUUGGCUUGGUGCGACUGGUGAAGGAGGUGCUGCCCGACAUGAAGAGACGACAGAGUGGACACAUUGUGGUGAUGAGCAGCGUCAUGGGGGUUCAGGGAGUACUCUUCAAUGACGUCUAUGCUGCUUCGAAGUUCGCCGUAGAAGGCUUGUGUGAGAGUCUUGCUGUGCAAGCGAUGAAGUUUAACAUUAAGAUGACUUUGGUAGAGCCGGGGCCGGUGCUGACAGAGUUUGAGAGGAAGGUCUACGAGGACGCACAAAACAUGGACCUGUCCACCACAGACGAUGAGACGGCGAGAAUUUUCCGCGAGAUUUACCUUCCUUACUCAGAAAAAGUGUUCUCCUCACACAGUCAGAGCCCUGAGGAGGUGGCAGAGCAAACAUUCCAGCUGAUUGUAUCAAAGGAUCCUCCAUUUCGUCACCAGACCAAUCGCCUGUACACACCCAUGACCACCAUGAAGCACGCAGACCCUACAGGACGCCUGCCUCUGGAUGCCUUCUACAAGCUGAUCUUCCAGUAUGACCGCGUAUUUAACGCCAGCCUCGGCAUCAUGCGCUUGCUCCAGAGGAGGAAGAGGAAGUUUAAAGUGUGAAAUAUCAUGCCAGGCAUGACUUUUACAUUUUAGGUGGAUAGAAGAACGAGUAUAGAUUCAGGUCGAACUAGAUGGAAACCUACAGUAUGUGUGGACUUAUAGGUUUAAUAAUUCUUUUAAAUCAUAAAUGAGAAGGAAUGAAACCCUUGGAGGCAUGUAGUUAUAGGGAAAUAAUCAGUGACGGACGGGACAGUGUGAUGUGGCCCGUUGCAAAAGUUGAUUAUAUUCCGAUAAGAGCACAUUCCAAAGUGUCUUAUUCCUCUUAUACUGCAGCAGUUGACCAACUAUUAACUAAGUUCAUUUGAAAAUAUGGGCAAAGAAAAAUACUAACUGCAGAAGUGGGCGGGACUGGUCGGACUUCCUUCAGGAAAGGGCGGAAACAGGACACCUCCCGUGUACUGCUCCGCCCUCAGAGGCGGUGAGGUAUAAAAGUGUUAAUGGUGACUGUCAACUAAUGUAGAAAUUAGUAUUUAGUUAUUAGAGUGCUGCGCUUAACUGACCGGCAAGUUGCUUUGAAAGCUCGGAGAAGAAUUAAAGGGGAACUGAAGGCAAAUUUUUUAUGAUCAAAAUUCUAUUUAUUUCAUUUUAUUAAAGAUAGGA